Messenger RNA from Beta vulgaris subsp. vulgaris (sugar beet), 2533 nucleotides. RefSeq names its product preprotein translocase subunit SCY2, chloroplastic. The transcript has 15 exons. The record is from RefSeq and is a predicted model, not a curated record. The coding region runs from base 289 to 2076 and encodes 595 amino acids. Gene Ontology annotation, molecular function: signal sequence receptor activity; transmembrane protein transporter activity. Gene Ontology annotation, cellular component: membrane; plastid envelope. Lineage: Eukaryota; Viridiplantae; Streptophyta; Magnoliopsida; Caryophyllales; Amaranthaceae. Gene Ontology annotation, biological process: protein localization to chloroplast; chloroplast organization; thylakoid membrane organization.
UAGGUAAUUAACUAAUUAGGCAUUACCCGUAUGGCCGUAUAGUUAUACAACCACCAUAGGAGCAAAAAAGAUAGUUAUACAACACCCUAACGGUGCCCAACCUACACCUCUCGAACCUCUCAGCUUCCAUCACUCAUACACAAAUUCCGACGCUAGACAGGUUCUUGUUUUGUUCCUUAGAUGAAUCUACUCGUUUAGACGAUUUUUGCUGUGAAUUUUGGUUUGGAAUUGCGAUUUUUAAGAUGUACUUCAUAUCAAUUUUUCAAGUGUUGUGGCUGGAAAUCAGAAAUGAAUGACCUGUCAUUCCUGGGGCCAAGGCAUCCGCCCCUCCUGCCGUGGCUCAGGGGCGCGUCCGGUUCGAUAGGUGGUGAAUGUUUUGUACAUAGUCUUAAAUUAGGAAAAAUAUCUCCCAUUAGCACCCGUGUUUCUUUACGAUGCAGCCGAAGGCAUAUUACCUUGUCUGCUGUCCCGCUUUUCCCAAGGCUGGACAGAAAUCUGUCCUUGCGGCGUUCUCGAAGUGGGUUCCCAUGUGCAGAGGCUAUGUCUAUACAUCCUUUUUCCGAAGAAUUAUCACUGACAGAUUUGGAAGAUGAGCCAGCUGCAAUUCCAUUCAAUGCUGUCAAUGAGGUUGGGGAUACUUUGCCACCUGAAAAGAAAUCAUUCAAGAAUAGGUUUCUGAACUUUGUACGCUUCGGCUCAGUGAUAAACGAGGCAGCUGAAUCCUUUUUUAAGAGUGAGAUUCGCCGUAGGUUGUUUGUUACUGCUGCUUUGCUAGUCAUCAGCCGUGUUGGGUAUUUCAUCCCUAUGCCUGGGUUUGAUCGACGAUUGAUACCUCAAGAUUACUUGAGUUUUGUUUCUGGAGCUGCUGAUGAACUCGGUGACUUUGCUCCAGAAAUCAAGAUGUCUCUUUUUCAGUUAGGGAUUAGCCCACAGAUAGCAGCAUCAAUUCUUAUGCAGAUACUCUGUCAUGUUGUUCCUUCCUUGGUUAAGCUCAGAAAAGAAGGUUUAGAUGGCCAUGAGAAGAUCAAGGGUUAUAUAUGGUGGAUUUCUCUUGGCUUUGCCAUAUUGGAAGCCUUGGUAGUUGCUUGUCAUUCACUUCAGUAUUCCAUUUAUGCUGCCAGUCAUAGGGUUAAGCACGUGAUGGUAACAUCUCUCUUACUGGUUUGUGGUGCUAUGACUAUGACUUGGAUAUGUGAUAAGAUUUCUGACGCUGGAUUUGGUCAAGGAUCAUCUCUCGUUAUUUGUGUGGGAAUAUUGACCAGCUACACAAGUACACUAUACAAGAUGCUGUCUCAGUUUUCUGGAAGCGUUUUAAGUUGGUCACCUUAUGCCGUUGCUUUAUUAGGCGUCUUUAUGGCUGUAACCAUGUGGGCAGUAGUUGUGACUCAAGGUUGCAGGAAAAUUAAGCUACAAUAUUACGGGUUCAAGCUUGCUUCUACGGCGAGAGAAGAGUCCCCUGUUACAGAGGUGGAGCCCUACAUACCAUUCAAUAUAAACCCAUCUGGAAUGCAGCCUGUUCUCACGACAUCAUAUCUCUUGGCAUUUCCCAGUAUAAUUGCAAGUCUGCUUGGUUCACGAUUCUGGGAACAUGUUAAAGAGAUAUUGAACCCUGAAACAUCAAUUGGGGCGGCUCCCUGGGUUUAUUACACGAUUUAUGCGUUCUUUGUUUUUGUUUUCAAUAUAUUUGACAUUGCCAACAUGCCAAAGGAAAUUGCUGAGUAUUUGAACAAGAUUGGUGCCAGAAUUCCGAGCAUAAAACCAGGAAAAGCAACUGUGGAGUACUUGAGUAAGAUUCAAGCAUCAACACGUUUCUGGGGAGGCUUGUUGUUGAGUUUCUUAGCCACUGGCUCAAGUAUACUAGAUCAUUAUCUGCGCCGCAUCAAUGACAGCUAUGCUAUCGGAUUUACAUCAGUUCUCAUCAUUGUGGGUUCUAUUAUCGAUCUUAGAAGGUCCUAUCAAGCGUAUAAUGUGAUGCCAACUUUGAGCAAAGUUCUUAGGCGCGUGACAACUAGGAAGAGAAAGGCACCAAAGAGUGUAUUCAUCUAUGAGCUUGACACUGUGGUGACGGGUAAUUGAUAGUUUCAACUUCUGUCUGCAUUGACCUUAAAUAGCCAAAUUGGGAAGCUCACCUAAGACUAAGCUAAUGUAUGAGCAUCCAAAGUAUAGUUCAAGUCGCCUGAAGUUGCUGUUAAAAUCUUUGAGGAGGCUAGUGUUGUUUCCUCUCUCAGAUUCAACCAGGAUAGAUUAGUACCAAAUGGUGUAGCCAUAAAAGUGCCUCAAGCAUUCAGCAUCUAAACUUAGAUUGUACAGAUGAUGCUAGGAGUUUUGUAAAAUUUUCGAUAUGCGGUGGCUGCUUUUGUCAACACAAGUGUCCAUAACAAAGAAAUUAUGGUAGUGAAUUGCUGAGAGUAAUGUUAUUUGUAUGGUUCUUGAAUCUAGAUGUUGUAGAAUCAUUUGUAUUCAAUAAGCAUCCACACACCUCUACUCAGAUUUGAAAUGAUAGGUUCUUACUAAAUUCUUUUGCGACUCAAAA